This is a messenger RNA of Colletotrichum destructivum, 2233 nucleotides long. RefSeq lists its product as uncharacterized. Lineage: Eukaryota; Fungi; Ascomycota; Sordariomycetes; Glomerellales; Glomerellaceae. Bases 1222 to 1845 code for a protein of 207 amino acids. The transcript is spliced from 2 exons. The record is from RefSeq and is a predicted model, not a curated record.
GACUGCUGCGACCAGAGAAGAGGCGAUGACUCCGUCACCACGCCUAGUGUCUAGCCCAGCAGCCUUUAUCGCGUCUCUACCACGUCCAUCCUAUGCUAUCAACUGCCGAUACUGGCAUCACGGUAUCUGUGUCGCACUGGUCUACGGUUCUCGUCCCGUCUUCCGUCGUCCAAUUUAUUCAUGCUUCAAGGGCCUUCGUUGUUGUUCUUCGUCUGAUCUAUUCCGCUCCGCCCGGAGCACCGUUCAACCAGGGCGUCUUUCAGUCUCACCGCAAACGCCUUGGCGAAGCUGGGCCUACGGCAUCCGGAGGGCCACUGCUCUGCCGAGAUGUGACAACGAAAAACAACAAGCCCGCGUCGACAGCUCGUUUGCACAGCGAAACACCUUAUUGGAUGUCGUCGAAAGAGCACGGGUGAUCAUGUACAAAUGCCGAAGUUGGUUACAAUGCAGCCUCUCGUCCCGGAGCUCCCUGAGAUGAUCAGCCCCGGACUUACCAAAAACAGACCCACUGCUAUCGCCCGUUUGAACAGCAAAAGAAAGUUCGGCUGCUCGCCAAGCCAGUAUUCAGAGACAAGCCAUGCGCGACGAUGCAUCAAAUAUUCGUGAAUGCCUUCCUGAGCAUCGAAGAAACAGAGAUGCGCUUCGGAGAUCGGUCUAAUUACAAUCCGUGAGUGUCAUUACACAUAUUCAUGUCAAUCAACGGAGAUCGCCGCCAGAAUAUGUAAACUCGACCCCCGCAUCCAAGCAUUCAUUGAUGACCUCAAUAUCCUCAGUCAUUCAUAUGCGAAGGCAUCAUACCCUGACAUGCAUCAAGGCAUCGGUUGUCGUCAGCUGGCCACCAUAGCAACAAACGAGAGUCGGAAUGAACUCACUGGUUCGUCUACUGGGUCGCUCUUCUACUCUCAAUUGGAGCACUGACAGGAGGCUAUGGUUCGUAUGUGAUCAAGUCGUGAUUGCUUCCUUAUUGUAGCCUAGAAGAUAGAACCAACGGUUUGGGAUUGCUUUUCGCUUCCAAAAAGCAGCUAGGACGCUACGAGCGCUUGGCCGGAAAGGGAAUGAACUUUUGGGGGCCCCAUAUGCUUCACUGCGGCACAGUCGUAUUUGAAGGAAAUUGUCAUUGACGAAGGGGGAAUAUAUCUGGUUGCGAACCCGCGCGCUUGGCCACAAAAGAGGCACCCAUUUGUUCACGUUUCCGUAUCGACGUGUCCAUUACAUUUCACAAUGAAGAGCUUCGCAACGGUCCUCCUUGCUCUCUUGGGCGGCGUCACGGCGCAGACGACAACAGUUAUUGAGGUCGUGAACCCCUUUUUCGGACACAACCCCUUUGAUGCCUCUAUUGUGGAUGUCAACCCUACCGCGACAACGUACGCCGUGUACUGCCAAAGGAACAGCACCAACUACCAGUGUCGAGGCGAUCCUUCCGGCAGCACCAUGACACUUGUGGGGGGGCCUUCCACCGUCGAGGUCCAUAUUGAGCAGCCCGAAAGCGGACUAUCGACCCAGUUCAUCGGCACCAUCUCGGGAGGCCAGCUGGAUUACGAAGGCGUCAUCAUGAGGAACGGGAGGACUGCCCAAAUCGCCCACAUGGUCAUGUCGCCCGUCACGAACGAGGACGCCCGCGUGCCCCUUACCGUCACCGCCGGCGUUGAGAAGCUGCUGGCCCAGGCCACAGCGACGACGGAGUCCAGCGGCGCGCAAUCCGGGCCGACCGCGACUGGCACCCAGGCCACGCUGACGUCUACCCCGGCGUCCACGCCAAACGCAGCUGUGUCACGGGCCGGUCAGAAGCGGCUUUUGAAUGGGAUCGCCGGUACUGCUGCUGUGGCGGCAGUCAUGAUGCUCUAAUCCGCAUUAGAGAUUUUCUUGAAGUGGGAGAGGGGCUUUCAGCAUGCGAAAGGAGAUUCGCCACGGAGAAGUUACGCAUCAAGACAGCCGUUUUUCAACGGGAGAGAAGAGUCGGCAAUACGAAUCUGAUGCUCUUUGACGCCCGGCGACUGUGGUUUGCGCCGUUUCCGAUUGUCCACGGUGGGAGUCGUUGUUUGCCGCGGCUCAUGAAAGACAGUUCCCGCUCACUGUCCGUCGUCCAGGCAUCUCUCCCACUCAACCACAAACUUCCACCGCGUGUCUUUAGUAUAAAUACGUCCCGGAUCAGUUUUCUCCUACUGGAGGGAAACAGAAGCCCAGUGAGUGCCCGCUUUCCACUCCCGGCCCUUGUCCCACUCACUCUCUGUCC